Molecule: messenger RNA, 3270 nt
Organism: Trypanosoma conorhini
Lineage: Eukaryota; Euglenozoa; Kinetoplastea; Trypanosomatida; Trypanosomatidae
Exons: 1
Coding region: 1-3270 (1089 amino acids)
Source: RefSeq, a predicted model, not a curated record
AUGGAUGACACCCUGCCGACAGUUGCCCAACUGGGUUUGGGGGCGGCCGUUUCAUCACCACCCGGUGAGCAGAAGCGACGGCGUUGUGCGGCCGCAUCAUUGCCCCAGUUGCACUACGAUCGCGUCCAAACGGCGGAAAUGGAGACGCAACUGGCCGCGAAUUCAAGACAUGCGUACGUGAACUUGCCGCCUGCCGUUGACGUGGAAACUGUCGAGGAAGCAAAGGCCAUGUUGGACCGCUGGGAGGCAUGGAAUCUCCUCCUACAGCAACUGCUGCAGUGUAACUACACAACACAGCCACCACCCAGGCGCAGGAAGGGCGACGCGGCGUCUGCUGUCGCCACUGAAACCAUCGCUUGCUCCCCGGCAUGCGAUCAAACAAGCCCGCAUGCCGACACAAGUGAUGGCAAUGCACGGUGUACGCAAAUAAGCGGAGGGUCUUUACACCUCCACACUGAACUGGCUACAGGGUCGGGAUCAGUUACAAAAGCCGUGAAGGUGGCAGUGCAUCCAUUUUCUGUUGCCUCACGCGCGACUGUUGCUACAACCCAACGCAGGGUUAGGCCCAAGUCGACUCGCCGCAGCCGCGCCUUGCUGCUAAAACGGGCGCUGGAGCUAGUGGGGAAACCACUAGGCCGGUCGGGCAGUGGCCCCUACUACGACAUCGGUGGCUCUGAACAGCUCUCAGCAGAGAGGCAAACCUUGGAAGGGCGGGGCGGCGCCAAAUCACCAAUACACUCGGGGGAUUUUCUCACGGAGACGACGACUCCAGCAACCUCCAAAGUUGAGGAGACGGAGGCAAGACACGACCCAAGUGCUGUGGUGGGGCACCUGCAGCAGCGCCUCAGGGAGGAGCCUUGGAUAUCGGCCACUGACUCGCUGGCAGACUUGAAAUGGGCAAACAGCGGUCCUGAUAAGAACAAGAAUGAAACCCUGGCGUGGCCGAGGCCUCCAUCGCGCCUGCAUCGAGAGCUGGACGAGUACGAGGAAGUUACAAAAUCUAUCCGCUUGGUAACUCUCCUUCCGAUAGCUGUCCCACCACAAGCCACGAUGGAAAAGGAGGAUACCCUCCCCAUUUUGUCCUCACCACCCCUUGAUAGUUCGGCAUAUGCAAUGGCGGGGGGAGAACCGGAGGAUGCACAGCAGCCUUUGGUAAAGCAGGAAUCUGUCAGCUCUGAAAUUUGCUCAGACGACGUUCCGCCACGCGGCUUUCCAAUAGUAAUUUUGACGAAGAGUGCUGUGUGUAUUCCUCCCGGGUUUUCAACAGCCCUAAAUGAGCUGAAAUCAGAAGGUGGUGACGCCGUGGCGCAUUUGGCACAUGAGGUGGCAGAGGCAAUGAAAGGCCUGGAUAACGUGGAUGGGGAAGCUGAAGAGGUAGUUGGCACGCUUGAGGUCUUUGGAUCGCCCGCGGCGGGAGCGCGGCAGCCAGCAGACCUUAGUGAGACGCGGUCGAUGGCUGCCGACGAUGAGGAAGUCGACUGUACAACGUCGUCAAAUGCUGCUGUUCCUGCUGCAACAGCGGAAGCGGGCGAGGGCGAUGCGCCGGCAGCAGUCGAGGAAGAUGAGGAGGCGAAUAUGCUGCUUGCCAGCGAUCAGAGCCCAACUGCGUCUGAAACGACGUCGAGGAGCCCGAGCGAAAGUGAGAAAACGAGCGGCAAAAACAUGGUACACGCCCUCAGGAAACAGUGUAGGUUUGAUGAGGUUUGCGCCGUGCAGGAGUUGAAGGACGAAGAGCAUGCAAACCGUGUGGCGCUCGUUAUGGAAGAGAGUUUGCAACUGUGUGAACUCUGCCUUGUGUGUCGCUCAGAGGCGAUGAACACCGCAAAUGGAUGCCAAGCGCAUUUCGGGUCUAACGCCUUGGAGGAAAAGGCCGUUGGCACUUCUUCUCCUCUCGCGAACAAAACCAUUUGGAGAUAUCGAAAUGGCGUAGCGACCCUGAUGGUGAGAAUGCGGAGGCUUGAAAGAAGUCGUUGUGCCCCUCGUGCUCUUCGGUCACAGUUCCUACACUGGCGUCUAAGAAGAAGGUGGAAAACCGGUUCUCGAUGUUUGACGGCCCCAGAGGGGAACCGCGAGGAGAUCAAAAAGAAGCUGCAGUCGGAGGCCUGGGAGGCGCGCCUGAAAGAGGCGGUGAGUGCAGUGCAGGAGGCACGUGCGGCCGCCGCCGCCGCCGAGGCGCGGCGUUUCCGCGAGGAGAAGGCCCGGAUGACUGAGUCCCUCGUGGAGCUGCGGCAGCGCCUAGUGGAGAAGGAACAAACCAUCGAGGACCUCCAUGCCUCACUCCGGGCCUCACACACGGAGACGAGCGAAUACAUGCGGCUUCUCGAGCAAAAGACGGGGGAACUUGUGGCCAGUGAGAGACUCGUCCACGCGACAGCCUCGGAACUUCGCCAGGCGCACAGAACACUGGAAUCCUCAGCCCAGAGUCAUGGGGAGGCGUUGCGUGCGCAGUUGGAGGCCUGGGAAGCGCGCCUGAAAGAGGCGGUGAGUGCACUGCAGAAGACACGUGCGGCGGCCGCCGAGGAAAUCAUGUGUGAGAAAAAGAAAUAUGCCGCGCUGGAGCGUGCAGCGAAUGCCCGUUUGACGGAACUGCAACGCGACGCACUGGAAUCAACUGCAAGGGAGCACCAAGCCCUGCGGCUUGCGGUUGCACUGGAGCGGCCCUUGUUAUUGGCCAAGAGCCAGGCGGAGGAGCAAGCCGCAAAAACACGACUGAUUGCUCUUGAGCUUUGUGAUCAAGAGGAGCGUCUGUUGCGCGCGCGGGCACAGACAGCUGCGGCCGCAGCGUUCUUGGGUCGAGGUGUCUUUGUACCGCUUGUCCAGCGCUGCUUCGGAAGGUGGAUGCGCAAGUGUCGUGAGACAAAGUGCCGUGUGCUGGAGCGUGUGCAGCGGGAAAGCAACGAGCGGCGACGUGAGUUACUGUUGUGGCGCGACCACGUUUGUUUCGCUAGCACCAGCCGGCCAGCGAAGUCGCUUAACGCCAAGUCCGAAACGGCGGAGAUGCCCCUCAUUGCCGCCACGGCGGCUUCAACAAAGGAUACUGAUUUAGCUCCCGCGCUUGCAACGAAGGCAUCGGAGUCACGUGGCUCAAGAAGGGGGCACGUCGGUGCCUGCGGCGCCGAGAAAAAACUGGCACAGGAGCAGCAGCGAGCCGCGGCGCUCGUAGCAGAGCGGGACGUCUUGCGGCACGCCCUUCGCGACAGUGGUGCCGUGAACAGUGAGUUGCUCGCCCAAUUGGAGGCGGCCCUGCGUGGGAACGUACCCUCGCAAUGA